AUGGAAAAGGCACUUGGGAAGUCCGAAAAGGAUUUCUUCAACGAAAUGGGGAAGACAUUCGUGGAAUUCGUCGGACAGUAUGGCUACGAUCGAGUCUUAUCCGUCCUCGGGAGACACAUGAGAGACUUCCUUAAUGGUCUGGACAAUUUGCACGAGUACUUGAAGUUUUCAUAUCCCCGAAUGAGAGCCCCAUCGUUUUUCAUCGAGAACGAGACAAGCAAAGGCCUGACCCUUCAUUAUCGGAGCAAACGAAGGGGUUUCGUCUAUUAUACCAUGGGCCUUAUCACGACGGUCGGGGAACACUUUUACAACACUCAGGUGCAAAUCGAAGUCGUCAAGGAAGAGGUCCUCUAUGACACCGUGCACGUCACAUUUCAAUUGGCGUUUCAUAACCGGGGAUUCGGAGAAGACGUGAAUUUGCCCUCGAGUCGAGAGGAGAAGCUCCUUCCCAUCCACGCUCAUGUCUUCCUGGAAAUUUUCCCCUUCUGCAUCGUUUUCGGGCAUGAUAUGGUGAUCAAAAACUUGGGCCGGAGUCUUUUCACCAUCUGCCCGCAUUUCAUCAGCAAGAAGAUCCACGAACAUUUCGACCUCGUUCGACCUUUGGUCGAGUUCAAAUACGUCACGAUAAUGAACCGGAGGAAUAACAUCUUCGAGCUGGUGACGACGGAGCCCGUACUUGGAGCAAACGCGGAGGGUUCCAACUCGAAGGAAAGACUUAGGAGCCUGGAGGACAUGAGCGGGGAAUACGAGAAGGACGAAGAGGCUAGCCUUCACCUAAAAGGUCAAAUGCUUUUCAUGGAGGAAUGGCGGAUGAUUUUGUACCUGGGUACACCGGUCAUGCCGGAUUUGGACAGCAUGAUCGCGACAGGUCUUUUCAUCAACGAUCUCUCCAUGCACGACUUUAGCAGGGACCUCAUGCUGGCGGGUACCCAGCAGAGUGUGGAAUUGAAGUUGGCCUUGGAUCAAGAGCAACAAAAGAGCAAGAAGUUGGAGGAGAGCAUGAGAAAGCUGGACGAAGAGAUGAAGAGGACAGACGAGCUCUUGUAUCAGAUGAUCCCGAAAAUGGUAGCAGAUCGCCUUCGGAAGGGAGAGAAUCCCGUCGACACCUGCCAGGUAUUUGAAUCCGUGACGAUCCUGUUCAGUGACGUGGUGAGCUUCACAUCUAUCUGCUCUCGGAUCACUCCCCUGGAGGUGGUGUCCAUGUUGAACUCCAUGUAUUCCCUCUUCGACAAGCUCACCGAGCUCAAUGACGUCUAUAAGGUGGAGACAAUCGGAGACGCAUAUAUGGUGGUGUCGGGUGCUCCGGAGGUGAGAAGCAACCAUGCAGAGAAAGUCUGCAAUAUGGCCUUGGAUAUGGUGGAUACGAUCGUGGGUCUCAAGGACCCGUCGACAGGGGCUCAUCUCCAGAUCCGAGUGGGGAUUCAUUCAGGGAAUUGUGUGGCCGGCGUUGUGGGCCUCAAGAUGCCCAGAUAUUGCCUCUUUGGCGACACCGUAAAUACUGCUUCUCGGAUGGAGAGCAACAGCGAGGAGAUGAAGAUCCACGUAUCACAGACGACGAUCGAACUCCUCCCGCCUGUAUUCAAGUAUGACGGGAGAGGAGAGAUCCAAGUGAAAGGCAAAGGCUCCAUGAAGACGUACUGGUUAUUAGACCGGGAUGGAAGGAAGAGUCUGGCGGGAUCUAAUCUCCUCACGGACCAAGUGACGGUAUUCCGAACCAGCGUGGAAUCGAGGAGAAGCAUGUACUCUCCAGUCGGGUUAACUGGUCUAGGAGAAGGAAGCCGCCCGGGCUCCGCUGCUACGUCCACGUCUGGUCCUACAUCUUUGCCCGGCCAUGGGGUACGGAGACUCACCUCGGCUAGAGCCGGGGGCAGUCCCAUCCCCAGCCUCCCUCCCCCACAACCUCGUCCCUCUCCAACCAAAUCCCCAGAUCGUUGGGCAACGCGGAGACGGAGUUCUCCCCCCACCCCCACAAACACGUACGUGGUGAAGAGACCCGAGAAUUCCCCGGCCAAGAGACCCGAGAAUCCCCUCAUCGAGAGACCUGAGAAUCCCCUGGCCAAUAGCCCCGAUACCCGGGAGGCAAGCGUACAAGUACAAAUGGAUUCCUUCGUCCCCAACCUGAAUGGUACCCUUCCGCAUUACAUCCAGUUUCAGGGCAAGGGUGGAGCCUGUCGUCACCAGGCCAGAGAAUCCGCCACCCAUCACAAGUAUCACCAGGUCACGACACCGCACCAGAGCAAGACUUGCCAAAUACUCUGAAAUUUUCUCCCCGCACCCCUUCACAUUCACGUCCCUUGUUGUCGUGAUUUUCC
Messenger RNA from Darwinula stevensoni, 2312 nucleotides. Lineage: Eukaryota; Metazoa; Arthropoda; Ostracoda; Podocopida; Darwinulidae. The record is from the annotation of a GenBank genome assembly.